CGAGUUGGUUGCUAUUAUUAAAAAUAGUAGACUUGUGAGUUUAAGAAUGCAGUAGUUUCCUUCAAAUUCUCAACAUCUUUCUUCUAUAUAUAGGACAGGACGUUAGCGUAAGCAGACACUUCAAGAAGACUUGGGUUGAUAAAUACAUACUAUAAUACAUCUUCUUGAAGUCUUUCUCCAGAGUAUAGUUUGGCCUCGGAAAUUUACUAGUCCGACUAAUUCAGAUUCACGUUUGUUGAAAGCCUUGAUAACUUUAUAGUUUUUUUCUUUUCAAGCAAAAAUUCGCUGGAUUGAUUAAUUCAGAUUUGUAUUGUCGAAAACCCUCAUAGCUUUAUUGUUCAGUUGCUUCAAUUAAGAUCAUCAUGUCUCCAAUCAACUCAAUUAACUUGUCAAGGAUCUUCUCAAAGCUUGACAAGAAUGGUGAUGGCCAUGUGAGUCUUGAUGAACUAAAAGGAUUUCUUGAUCUCAUAGGCAUUAUUGCAAGCGAAGAGGAGCUAGAGUUGCUAGUUGGGAAAACAAGCCUAGACUCCAUUGAUUUUUUCCUCUUUUAUGAUGCCAUCACAAAAGCAUAUAUUAAACAAAGCAGUUAUAAGCACGAUGAUCAUCGACAAAAUGAUUUCUUGGAAAAUGACCUUCAGAAAGUCUUUGGAGUAUUCGAUUUGAACGGGGAUGGAUUCAUAUGUUGUGAGGAGCUACAGAGUGCAUUGUCAAGAUUAGGAUUGUGGGAUGAACAAUGUGGGAAAGAUUGUAUGAGCAUGAUUAAUGUUUAUGACAAAAAUUCAGAUGGGAAACUUGACUUUGAGGAGUUUAAGGACAUGAUGUUAGCUAAUUAAUUAGAAUUAGAGAGUCUAAUCCCGCUUCCAGUCUACCAAAAAAAUGUUUUAGUUGUAUGCAUUUGGAUUAAUGAUGCUAGAUGGUUUGCUGGGGAUUUGGUAGUCUUGUUGAACUUUAUUAUUAAUAGACUUUUAAUGCUUCAGAAAUAUUUUGC
This is a messenger RNA of Capsicum annuum, 988 nucleotides long. RefSeq names its product probable calcium-binding protein CML44. The coding region runs from base 363 to 833 and encodes 156 amino acids. Gene Ontology annotation, molecular function: calcium ion binding. NCBI's taxonomy places the organism in Eukaryota, Viridiplantae, Streptophyta, Magnoliopsida, Solanales, Solanaceae. The record is from RefSeq and is a predicted model, not a curated record. The transcript has a single exon.